Molecule: messenger RNA, 2924 nt
Organism: Myxocyprinus asiaticus (Chinese sucker)
Lineage: Eukaryota; Metazoa; Chordata; Actinopteri; Cypriniformes; Catostomidae
Gene: cep97
Product: centrosomal protein 97
Exons: 11
Coding region: 45-2228 (727 amino acids)
Molecular function (GO): protein binding
Source: RefSeq, a predicted model, not a curated record
UGGUUGUGUGGCGGUUGCGGUGACACAAGCGGGAAGAAUCGAGUAUGGCGGCGACAGACAGAGAUCCGAUCAAACUAAUCACCUCAAAUCAACAAAGUGCUGGUGUGUUAGAUCUUUCACAUCAGAGUCUCCACAAACUGGAUCCAAAGUUUUUGUGUCCAGUGACACACACUCUCAUUCUGGACCAGAAUCACAUUAUUAAACUGGAACACCUGGAGCAGAUUGAAGCUCUUCAGCAGCUGUCUGUGGCCUGUAACCGUCUAGUGCGCAUGAUGGGCGUCUCAAAGCUCACACACUUACGAGUGCUGAAUCUCCCGAACAACAGUAUUGGAUACAUCGAGGGAUUGAAGGAUCUGAAUCAGCUUGAAUGGCUCAAUCUGUCUGGAAACAAUAUAAAGGUCAUCGAGCAGCUGAACAACUGUGUUUCUCUUCAACAUCUUGAUCUGUCAGACAACAAUAUUUCUCACAGUGGUGAUCUCACAAAACUCUCUGCUUUAAAGACUCUUCUUCUGCAUGGAAACAAUAUCACGACCCUUCGCACUGUUCCUGCUCACCUGCCGCCAAACCUCAGCAUCCUGUCGCUGGCAGAGAACGAGAUACGAGACCUCACUGAGGUGUCAUAUUUAGCUCCACUACACAGUCUUGAGCAGCUGUCAAUCAUGAGUAACCCAUGCGUCAUGGCCACGCCCUCUCUGCCCGGCUGUGAUUAUCGCCCGUAUGUGGUGAGCUGGAUUCUCAAUUUGAAGGUGCUGGAUGGAUAUGUGGUUUCACAAAAAGAAAGUCUGAAAGCAGAAUGGCUGUACAGUCAAGGCAAAGGUCGCAUGUUUCGGCCUGGUCAGCACGCACAGUUGGUGCAGUAUUUGGCCUCCACGUGUCCUCUAACGGCCACAACUGCCUUACAGUCUGCAGAGGAUGCUAAACUCGAGAGAAUCCUCAACAAACAACGACAGCAUCAGAGACAGCUGCAACAAAGACGUCACAGCAGCUCUACGAGUCCAUCUCGACCCACACAUCUAGACGUGAAGCAGCCGUGUGUUCAGAAGAACAGAGAUGAAGCAGCUGUCCAUGUGUCUGAUGAUGUCAUCGCUCAUCCAGAUGUGGAGCCAGUAGUUCAGGUGAACACAUGGAUGGCCGUUGCUUCGUCACCUGUGAUCACUGUCGCCCGGCCUCCAUCCACCACUGCAGAAGGGAUGAUUGUGGAGGAGGUGCAGACAGAUGAGGAGAAGCUCCAUGGAGCUCUGCUCUCCUCUCAAUCUGCAUUUCUGCCCUUUAACCCUCCUGUUGAUUCCACAUCAGCUCCUGACAGCGGCGAGGAGGAGUUUGACGAUUCUCUGGCUCCACCCACAUCUGCUCAGCUCUGCCCAUCUGAGCAGGAUUCUGUGCAAGUAGGUGGGGCUCUCACCUGUCAGACACAUGGAUCGGAUCAUUCACAUCAGCUCUCAGACACCGAGUCAUUCCUCUGCUCUGACAUUAACAUGCAGCAGCGUGUUUUAAACAGUGAGGUCGUGUUUCAGAACGGCACACAAGAGGAUAUUGAGCGAAGUGUGAUGCAGAACGCCACUACAGCACCUCGUAAAGUGCAUCAGUGUGAAGCGCAUGAUGCCGCAUUGAGAAUUCAGUCCUGGUGGAGGGGUCACUGGACGAGACACACAAACCCACAUGCCAAAGAAGUGCGUGCCGAGAUCCGCCUACGUAGAAUGCAGGACCACAUCGUCCAUCUGACCACAGAAAUAGAGAGGAUGCGUAAGCAACAAGAAGAGGAGCGACUGCAGAGACGUGUGCAAGAGGAAGCUGUGAAGUUCCUGUGGAAGCAGUUUCAGGUGAUGUUGGAUUGGCAGUCUUCAGUGAUGGAGCAGCUUGGUGUCGGUCAGCGUUCUGCUGUAGAUCUUGCAGCCGCUCCGGUCUGCACUGAGAUUUCCAUCCCUGAGUCUGGCUUCCAUUCCCCUGGUGAACGACAGGUGGCGCUGGAGAGCAGGCUGAGCAGCAGCGCCGCAGCCGGAUCUCCAUUGAUAUUACGAUCUCUCGGGGCGAUGACACCAGCCGCAGAAGAUGGUGAUGAUGUCAUUCUGUUACAGCAGUAUCUAUCAUCUGUACAGCGACAGGAAGAGGAAGAGAAAGAGUCAUGUGACAUGACUGAUGUGUCACAUGAUGUCUCUGUGCUUGUGGCGUCACCUGAAGACCUCCAUCAACAAGAAGCUGACAGUCAUCACGCUCUUAUGGACGUUUAGACAUUACAGGAAGUUACACACACUGUCAGACUGAAGUGUUCCUUGAUCUGUGAACGAGAUCUCUUUUAAUCCUCCACUACAACACUUCAAUAGAUAUAUAGAUGAAGAGCCUUUUAUCUCUCUCUGUAAAUAUAUAUACUGUAUAUAUAUAUAGAUCCGUGUGUAUGUACAGUAUAUAUAUAAAUAUACACUCAGUGUGUGUGUCUCAUACUCAGUAAUGUGUUUGAGCAAUGACUGUUGGGUAAUUUGAUAUGACUGGCCGUUGCUGCCUUUUCUGUCCCCAACAGUGAAUGUAGGACACACAUUUACACUUCAGAGAAAUCCAUAUAAAGCUUUCUGUCACAUUCAUUGAAGUACAUAAAAUCUUUACAUACCCAGAGUGCCAAGUUCUUUAUUUAAAUGUACCUCAGACCCCAAAACUCAGCCAGAAGAACCCUUGAGCUAUGAAGAGAAGUCUGUAAGAAUGUACAUUUAUUUUAUAUAGUUUAUAGCCGUUUGAACCUAUUGAAAGUGAAUUAACUGUCGUUGUAAAUAUUUAUAUGUGUUUCUGGAUAUUUACUGUAUCUGCUGUUCAGCAUGUUAUAUGCAAUGAGUGUUAAUUUAUUUCACAUUUUUAUUCUGGGUUGUUUUUUUUUGUUUUUUUCAUGUCAGAUGUUUUUAAAUUGCACUGUGUAAAUAAAGGUUUAUUUUCCUUGA